GUCAUUCAGUUACCAAAUUUUACAUGGUAUCAAAGCUAAACCUGGGAUAUCACGUGAAACCCUAGGUCUACCGCUGCCGUCUCUCGUUCGCAGGUCUCUGUCUCCAGUUGGUCGCUGGUUUUCUUCUCCAGUCGUCCACACCGGCGAGUCGUCAGUCCAUCGCAAGUGCACCGUCCCAGUCAUAUGUCUUCCUCGGCGUUCCAAUUUCUGUCCGUCGCCAUGUUUGCCGAAGUUGCUGCCACAACGAAGAAAACCCGCUUGAUUCACGAUCCUUCAUCCAUAUACUAUCUCCACCCUUCCGAAGGUCCCGAUAACUCUCUCACUAAAUAUUUGCUGAAGAGUGAUACUUUUGACAUAUGGGAAAAGGCGAUUCUUAACGCUCUUGGAGGUCGUGGAAAAUCUGUUUUUUUGUCAUCCGUGGGGGUUCCUAAACCCACCGAUGAACAUGAGCUGUCUGCUUGGAGGAACGUCACAGGUCUAUUGUUCGUUCUCGUGACGAUCGCACCGACUCAGUGGCCUUUGCUGCACGGUAUGAUCGUUGUCCGCCGACUACCAGCAAAUUUCUGUGCUCACAUUAUGGUCGGACUAGUCACACGGUCGAAACUUGUUAUGAACUUAUUGGUUUUCCUACUCACUAUAACAAAGGUCCCGGUGGUCGUGGUUCUUCGGGCAGUAACCGUGGGGGUCGUGGAGGCCGUGGGGGAGGUCCAGCCGGUGGCCAUGGUGGGCGCGGGUCCGGCAAUACUCCAGCCGCUGGUCCAAGCAGUAGCCAGCCAGCAGUGACCACCAGCGGCAGUGGACCCCCCGCGGCAGUGCACGCAGCUUUAAGUGACGCGCAAUCUUCCCUCAGUGGUCAGAUGAGUCGACUUAUGUCUAUGUUAGAAGCCUCCGCAUCACAUACUUAUUCUGGUAUUCUCUCUUCUUGUGAUUGGAUUAUAGAUAGCGGUGCUUCACAUCACAUGACGGGCACUUUGUCACACAUGUUUGAUGUUGAGGAUGUGUCUUCUCAUCCUAUUUGUCUCCCCGAUGGCUCCCGGAUUCAGGCUACUAAAAAGGGGAGUGUCCG
This is a messenger RNA of Cuscuta campestris, 1066 nucleotides long. Lineage: Eukaryota; Viridiplantae; Streptophyta; Magnoliopsida; Solanales; Convolvulaceae. The record is from the annotation of a GenBank genome assembly.